Molecule: messenger RNA, 834 nt
Organism: Heterobasidion irregulare TC 32-1
Lineage: Eukaryota; Fungi; Basidiomycota; Agaricomycetes; Russulales; Bondarzewiaceae
Exons: 5
Biological process (GO): tRNA wobble uridine modification
Cellular component (GO): cytoplasm; nucleus
Molecular function (GO): S-adenosylmethionine-dependent methyltransferase activity; tRNA binding
Source: RefSeq, a predicted model, not a curated record
GUUAUCACAACGGUCAUAGAUACUGACCCAUCCACCUACGAGGCAAAGCAUGUGCAUGAAAUCUACGAUCGGAUUGCUUCUCAUUUCUCCUCUACUCGAUAUAAGCCAUGGCCUAUCAUUGCGAACUUCCUCUGUAACAUACCUACAGGAUGGGUGGGCCUUGAUUCUGGCACCGGAAACGGAAAAUAUCUUCCCCUUCCCCUUGACCGCCCGGGCAGCAUAUGGACGAUCGGUCUGGACAGAAGUCGGAACUUGCUUGAUUCUGCAAGGAUCGCUGGUAACAAUGGUACCAUUAGAGAGGUCAUCUGGGGAGACGUUCUCGGGAACGGAUGGAGGCGGGGAGCGUUCGAUUAUGCGAUAUCAAUAGCGACAAUACACCAUCUGGCGACCUCUUCGCGUCGUAAAUCAGCUAUACAGCGAUUACUGGAAUGUGUUUCUUCUCAACAUGGUCGUAUUCUGGUCUACGUGUGGGCCAUCGAGCAAGAUAAACUUUCGAAGAGGGCAAUACCAACGCACCAAUCUCGAGACCCCACAGAUACGAUGGCAAGGGGACAGGACGUCUUCGUUCCUUGGAUGCUGACUGACAGCAAGCCUCAGUACAAAGCUAAUAAGGGGACAUCUGGGAAGUCAGAAACACAACCAGGAACAGCGUCCCAGCAAGUCGAAGAGGGUGCCUUCGAAAAGCUGAAACAAGCGCGGUAUGAUCGCUACUAUCAUAUGUUCGCAGAGGGAGAGUUGUUGGAUCUUGCCUGCGAGGCAGCGGGAGAACUGGGAUUGAAGGUCGUGCAAAGUGGUUGGGAAAGGUCGAACUAUUAUAUUGAGAUGAGGCGAUGG